Molecule: messenger RNA, 500 nt
Organism: Anoplophora glabripennis (Asian longhorned beetle)
Lineage: Eukaryota; Metazoa; Arthropoda; Insecta; Coleoptera; Cerambycidae
Product: cysteine-rich protein 1-like
Exons: 2
Coding region: 16-399 (127 amino acids)
Source: RefSeq, a predicted model, not a curated record
UGAGAGCUUUUCCCUAUGAAGAGCUUGACCCCACCUACUUCACUUACACCUUGGUCUAUCAAACUAAAUUGUGUAGCUCAGCAAAAGCUUACUGCUCGAGCUCGAGCCGAGUCAGUAUUAUUCGACUUGGUGUAUAAGUUAGCAGGAAUUGAUAUUUUCAAGAUGCCCAACUGCCCGAGAUGUGAGAAACCUGUUUAUUUCGCGGAGAGGAAGACCUCCUUGGGCAAGGACUGGCACUCGGCCUGCCUGCGCUGCGAAAAGUGCAACAAGACCCUGGCCCCGGGGUCGCACGCCGAACACGAGGGCAAGCCCUACUGCCACAACCCCUGCUACUCGUCGCUCUACGGCCCUGGAGGUUUCGGACGUGGCGGCUCUGAGAGCUACGUCUAUAAGAAAUAGAUGGAGUCGCGAGUCGUGGGAGUUUUGUUAAGUUUAAUUGUGCAUUCCGAAGCAUUCCACUUUUAUAAUGUACUGACAGUUGAAUAAAUAUGUUUUGAUAG